AGGAGAGAAGGGAACAGGAGGCGUUUGUUUUUGAUAUUGAGAGAGCCCGCGGGUGCACUGCACUCCCCACACACACUCUGCAGCCUCUCAGCCGCCGCGCUGCUCCACUCCAGCAGCCUGCAAGAGACGCAACGAGGAGGGGAGAGAGGCAAAAGGAGCGACGGAGAUGGCGAGCAUCAACAUGGAGCUGCGGCUGCGGCUGCUGGGGCUGGCGUGGCUCCUUCUGGCUUCUCAAACGCAUCGUGUCCGGUGUCUUAACGGCGACGAGGACCAGAGCCAGGACACCGAGUGCAAGAUAAAGAGCGUCACCGUGUCGGCGCUGCCGUUUCUUCGGGAGAACGACCUGAGCAUCAUGCACAGUCCGUCGGCCUCCGAGCCCAAGCUGCUGUUCUCCGUCAGGAACGACUUUCCCGGAGACGUCGUGGUGGUGGACGACCUGGAAAACACUGAGCUCCCCUUCUUCGUCCUGGAAAUAUCUGGGAACUCAGAAGACAUCCCUUUGGUGCGCUGGCGGCAACAGUGGCUGGAGAACGGAACUCUCCUCUUCCACAUCCACCACCAGGAUGGGAGCGUAAACCUCCCAGAACCAACCGAAGACCCGGCCAAUGAUUCCACGAAGGAAGAGCUCCGCAUUCUGCACAUCUCUGUUAUGGGUGGGAUGAUUGCCCUUCUGCUGUCCGUCCUGUGCCUCGUCCUGAUCCUGUACACUCGCAGGCGCUGGUGUAAACGCCGCCGCAUCCCUCAGCCCCAGAAGAGCGCCAGCGCUGAGGCGGCUAAUGAGAUCCAUUACAUCCCGUCAGUGCUGAUGGGAGGGCAGGCCCGGGAGAGCUUAAGGAACUCCAGGGGUCAGGGGCCGAACACCAGUGGUACCCUCAGCAUCCGGGAAACACCGAUUUUGGACGGGUAUAGAAUUAUGUGGGAGGGGUAUGAGUACGACAUCACAGACCUGCGUCACCACCUGCAGCGAGAGUGCAUGAAUGGUGGGGAAGAGUUCUCUAGCCAAGUCACCCGGACCCUAGACUCCCUUCAGGGAUGCAAUGACAAGAAUAAUAUGGACCUGACACCUGUGAGUGACAACACCAAGUUGGCCCUGAUGAACAAAUACAAGGACAACAUCAUCGCUACAAGUCCCAUCGACAGCAACCACCAGCAGAACACCCUGCUUCCACACAACACCUCAACCAGCCAACGCAAACGCCUCUCCAGCAACACCCGCGCGGGUUCAACUUUCUUGAACCCAGACGGGGACUCUGGGACGGAGGCAGACAGCGAGCCUCAGCUGGCCUUUUACACCGACCCGAACCGCAGUCGGCGCCGGAGUCGAGGUAUGAGAAAUGGUAACGCCAACAGCGCGUGGGGCUCUGGGGCAGCAGGGUCCCCGCGGAGCCCCAUCAAUAAGACCACCCUGACUCUGAUCAGUGUCAUCAGCUGCGUGAUUGGCCUGGUGUACUCAUCUCACCUCUCCUGCAGCCCCUCAGUCCGAGUAAUCUUACAUGUGCCGGAGCACCUCAUAGCUGACGGAUCAAGGUUCAUUUUGCUGCAGGGGAGCCAGUUGGAUGCUUCAGACUGGCUCAACCCAGCCCAGCUCUUGUUGUACUACCAGCAGAACGCCAGCGGACCUUGGGUCAAUGAGCUCUGUGGACGGCGCCUACUGGAUCCCUGUGAACACCAGUGUGACCCAGAAACUGGAGAAUGUCUUUGCUUAGACGGCUACAUGAAGGACCCCGUCCACAAGCAUCUCUGCAUUCGCAGCGAAUGGGGCCCCAAUCAGGGUCCCUGGCCUUACACCAUCUUCCAGCGUGGUUUUGAUCUUGUGAUGGGAGAACAACCCUCUGAUCGUAUUUUCAGAUUCACAUACACUUUAGGAGAAGGGAUGUGGCUUCCGUUGAGCAAAAGCUUUGUGAUCCCUCCUGCUGAGCUCGCUAUCAACCCGUCAGCCAAAUGCAAAACAGACAUGACAGUAAUGGAGGACGCAGUCGACGUCAGAGAAGAGCUCAUGAUCAGCUCAUCCUUUGACUCGUUGGAGGUUCUGCUGGACUCUUUUGGACCGGUCCGAGACUGCAGCAAGGAUAACGGAGGCUGCAGCCGGAACUUCCGCUGCAUAUCUGACCGAAAGCUUGAUUCAACCGGAUGUGUGUGCCCUCCAGGUCUGAGUCCAAUGAAAGAUGGGACGGGGUGCUACGACCACCACAUUGGCAUCGACUGCUCUGAUGGCUUCAAUGGUGGAUGUGAGCAGCUGUGCCUCCAACAGCUGGCCCCUCUAGAGGAUGACCCGACACUCUACAACAUCCAGAUGUUUUGUGGGUGCAUUGAAGACUAUAAGCGAGGUCCUGAUGGGAGGUCGUGCCUGCCGUUGUCUGAAGCCUGCACUGAGGGCGUAGAUUGUGGAGAAGCCUUGGAUGUCCCUGCCAACCAGACUGUUUUUGGAGACCUAUAUUAUGGAUACAACAAUCACACUAAAGAAAGCACCUCUGGACAGAUCCUAAAGGCAACAUUCAGGCAUAAGAACUUUGCCCGAGGCAUUGAGCGCCAGCUCCCAGAUGGGAUGGUGGUGGCAUCAGUGCCAACGGAGGUCCAGUGCCACGAGGAGCUGUCAGACCCUGUGCCCGACCCAGAAUACCUCACGGGUAUGGUGAACUACAGCGAGGUUUCUGGAUACCCGCUCGUUCAGCACUGGAGUCUUCGCUCUGUCCUGUACCACGUCAAACUCAACCAGUGGGUCCUGUCUCAAGCUUUUAGCUCAGCCAUCCAUUCUCUGGAUGGAGCAACACAGCGGAGCGAUUUUGUCUCCAUCCUCAAGGAGUUUGGGAAUCACUACGUGCAGGAGGCAGUGUACGGCUUCCAGGAGUCCUGCACCAUCUGGUACCCCAACAAGCUGGUUCAGAGACAGCUGUGGCUUGAGUACCAGGACAUUAGCAAAGGUAACUCGCCAUCAGAGGAGUCUGAGGAGCGUGAUAAGGAGCCCAGGACGCUGACCUACCCGGCGUACAUUGCCAGCCUCCUGGACACGGGUGCUAAGCGCAUGGCGGCUGGCGUCAGGAUGGACUGCAACAGCCAGGGCCAGUGCCCGCGCUCCUGUCACCUCUGCCACAUGAGCCCCAGGGCGGUGCAAGGGCGGCAGCUGUCAGAACCUGUCCUGUUGAAGAUCACCAAAGCUGCACCCAUCUAUGAACUGGUGUCCAACAAUGAGACCUAUCAGGCUCUCCAGGAGGCGAUGAUGAGCAUGCUGUGGUGCUCAGGCAAAGGUGACGUCAUCGACGACUGGUGUCGAUGCGAUUCCAGCGCGUUCGGCACCGACGGACUGCCCACCUGCGCCCCACUCCCUCAGCCCAUGCUGAAGCUGUCUUACACCUAUGAGCCCAGCAGCUCAUUGGUCAUCAUGGAGUGGAACCACACCGAGCCUCCAAUAGGUGUACGGAUCGUUGAUUACCUCAUCAGCCAGGAGAAAGUGACGGAGAGGACUGACCACUCCAAACUUGAGACAGAAACCCUUUUGAGUUUUGUGGAUGACAUCCUGUCUGGGGCCAGGUCUCCAUGUGUGAUGUUAGGAGACAUUCCCAACCUGCUGUCCUCCUCCAUCAGUAUGAUCAUCCGCUGCCUGGAGCCUGACACCACAUACAUGUUCCGGCUGUGGGCAGUGGACAAUACAGGACGUCGCUCAAGUCCCAGCGAGGUCACUAUCAAAUCUCCGUGUCCAACUGUGGACGAUGUCAAAGCACAAGAAAUUGCGGAUAAGAUUUAUAAUCUGUUCAACGGCUACACAAGUGGGAAGGAGCAACAGACGGCCUACAACACCUUGAUGGACCUGGGGGCCCCCGCUCUGCACCGCGUGCUUUACCACUACAACCAGAGAUACGAGAGCUUUGGAGAAUUCACCUGGAGAUGUGAAGAUGAACUAGGACCUAGGAAAGCCGGCCUCAUCCUCUCCCAGCUAGAUGAGCUCUCCCUUUGGUGUAAAGGUCUCCUUCAGGAACCAAAGAUCGGCCUCCGUAGGAUGUCCUUGAAGUUCCUUUCCUGCCGUUACAGUGACACCAAAGCCUUUGGGCUCAACUGGUCAGAGAUGGGCCAGGAUGUGCACAAGGCCUGUGAUGAACAGACACUCACGGUCAUGUACAAUGACUAUGGCGAACCCAAGGAGCUCUAAAGGUUCAGGUUUCAGUUUGGAUCCACACAGAACCCUUAUUUAGAAAAACAAAAUCCAGUUUUUGCAUAUUUUACCCCAGAACAUCAUUAUCCUAUUACUAAAUACCCAUUUAAAAGCCAUUUACACAGUAACUGGUUGACUUUAGUGUAUUAUUAACAUUAACAUGUAUUAACAGUGUUUUGUAGCUCAUGGUACUUUUGUGUGGAUUGAAGUCAUUUCCCCUUCUUUGAAAUGAAGAUUGAAAAAUAUGGAAACAGUUGCAGUUUAGCUAGAGAUAUGAAGUCUAUGUGUUACUUGCAUAACUUGGUUGGAGUCCUGUUAAGUGUUUUUCAUUGUAUGAAAAACACACUUGUAAUUAUAAAUCUACACGUUUCUGGCACACCAAUGUCUGGACCUAAACCUUUAGUGAGUUUUUGAAAACCCAACCAGUGCAUUGAUGAAUUUAAAUUUCAGAUUUUAGCUGAAUGUGGAAUUCUGUCCAUAAAAACAUGAACAUCAUCAUCAUCAUCAACUUCUAUUAGUCACAUUUUUUUUAACUAUUUUCAGAGUAGAGCAGUCUAGCAGAGGAUAAACAAUUGUUAAAGAAACCCAUUUUUACUGUUUCGUUUUAUGUUUGAUUAUAAGUUGGGCUUUUUUUUUUUUUUUUUUUUUUUUGCAUAACAGUUUUUACGUUGCAGUUUUUCAUACUGCAGGAUUUGAGAUGUAGCUUCCCUGAUUAGACUUAUUGAGGAUUAGAGCUGCUGAAAAAAAAAGAAAAGCAGAUUUCAGAUUUCUGUUUUUUUCCCCUCAGAAUUCAGAUUUUUCACUUCUAAGAAAAAGUAUGAAUUCUGAGAUUAAAGUCAGAAAAUGACCCUAAUCCUCUUCCGUAGGCUUUUGCAGGCUCUGUGCGUCUCUAAAUUUGAACAAAAGCAAAGAGACGGAGCCUUUGUUGAAAAGGAGAACAAAGAAUGUACAGAGCAUCUAUAUAAACAACGGGAGGGGACGAUUUCUGGGGAGCUCUUUUAGAAACAUAGAGAUUUAAAUACAUGUACAUAGCCUUGUCAUAAAAGUUUUAGUAACUUUACAUAACCUGCUGAAUGUAUUGUUGAUAUAUUGCAUUUAAAAAUGAAUUUCUCUUGGGAUAUCCAAAACAUGCUAUCUGACAUGUUCAGACAGACAGAAAACAUGUUUUCUCAUGGUUAAGACACAAUCUCUUUGCAGUUAUUAGACACAUCUGUGUUUAAACUUUACUUAUCUGGAGAAGCGUCUCUAUUGCAUCAAUUAUAAGAUUUUUUUUUCCUAACAGUGGCCACAAGGGCAGUUGAAGUCAGAGAAAAGCAAAUGUAAAAGGAUUUGGCCCUUUUAUGUUAAAUGUCAUGUUUUAAAACAAAUCCCACUUGUGAAUACUAAAAUACACGCGUGUACAUUUUUUAUAUGGGCAGAAAAGUAUUAGACUUUCUUCUGUACAUGAAUAUAGAACUGGUGAUUCUUGACAACAUUGGUGUGUGCUUUAGUAGCUACAGUAUUGUACCAUUAGACUUGCUGUGUAUUGUAGUGUUUGCAAGGUAAAUGCACUGAUUUAAAUGUAAAUGAUUGUGAUUACAGGACACUGACCUUUGUCAUUAAAGACUGAAGUGAAAGACAAUGAAAGGAUGUCAAACAUCUAACAUUUGCAUGGCAUACUGUCAGGGUGGCGGCAUCAAGAACUCGUUUUAUUCACUUUAAAUUAUGGGGAUGUUUUUAACUUGUUCAUUUGUGUGCUAACGCUUGCUCGUCUAUUGAAUGAUCUAAUUUGUGCUCCCCAGUUAUUCAUGCUUCUAUAUUACCGUUAAGUUUCUGUGCCAGUAUUGGGACUGAAGUUACAGAUGAUCAGUUACAAACUGGUCUCUUGGGGAAGAGCUGUUGUCCAAAUGUUUAAUUAAAAUAAAACAAAUUCUUUAAAA
Nothobranchius furzeri (turquoise killifish) is the source of this 6066-nucleotide messenger RNA. It is a transcript of the gene astn1, whose product is annotated as astrotactin 1. Gene Ontology annotation, cellular component: membrane; endosome. Gene Ontology annotation, biological process: neuron cell-cell adhesion; neuron migration. Gene Ontology annotation, molecular function: protein binding. NCBI's taxonomy places the organism in Eukaryota, Metazoa, Chordata, Actinopteri, Cyprinodontiformes, Nothobranchiidae. The record is from RefSeq and is a predicted model, not a curated record.